Adelges cooleyi (spruce gall adelgid) is the source of this 565-nucleotide messenger RNA. RefSeq lists its product as uncharacterized. Lineage: Eukaryota; Metazoa; Arthropoda; Insecta; Hemiptera; Adelgidae. The record is from RefSeq and is a predicted model, not a curated record. Bases 78 to 473 code for a protein of 131 amino acids. The transcript has 5 exons.
CCAUAGUGUGAUAUUACAGCCCAGUUAAAUAGUACAUUAUAACAGUUGAAUAUUUUACCUGUAUCAUUUUAAAUACAAUGAUGUAUAUUAUCGAGAUUUUUCUUUUACUCAGUGUAGCAGCGUAUGUUUUGUGUGGCAACAAUACUUCGAAGCAUGCUGUAUCUGGAGAGAAAAACGAACCUCAACAGAUAAAUGAAGCCGAACUGAAAAUUGAAGCCGAACCAUUUAAAGAUGAUGCUACCUGUAUGGGACCGGAUCGACCUGAAACUUCAGGUUCAGAUGCACCUAAAGAGAAAAUUGAAGCUGGAACAUUUAAAGAUGAUGCUACCUGUAUGGAACCGGAUCGACCUGAAGCUUCAGGUUCAGAUGCACCUAAAGAGAAAAACGAACCUGAACAGAUAAAUGAAGCCGAACUGAAAAUUGAAGCUGAAACAUUUAUUGACAAUAACAAUAUUCACAAUAACAUAAAAUAAUUUUCAAUAUGACAAUGUCUGAUAAUGAUAUAAUAUUUUUUAGACAAUGUUUCAUAAUACAACAAGUGUUAACGACUUUGAUGACUCCAAAA